Messenger RNA from Spodoptera exigua (beet armyworm), 2276 nucleotides. The record is from the annotation of a GenBank genome assembly. NCBI's taxonomy places the organism in Eukaryota, Metazoa, Arthropoda, Insecta, Lepidoptera, Noctuidae.
GUCAUUUUGUCAAGGUAGGUAUUGUCAAAAUAAAAAGAAAACAGUAUUUUAGCGCCAAAAUAGACAAGUGCUCUCAGAAACGUAUUUAUUAAUUGUAACGUGUUAAUAUAAAGUGAAAAUAUGAAGUUCGCUAUCCCUGAAAUAUCUUGGCAUAACAGGGAUCCCGUAUUGAGUGUAGAUUUUCAGCCAAAGGCAGACGCAACUGAACCUUUACGGCUCGCAACUGGAGGGACUGAUUCUCAUGUUUUGAUCUGGUAUAUUUCAACAACAGACACAGGCUCAGUUAAUUUAGAAGUUGCAGCUGACUUGACUCGCCACCAGAAAGCAGUCAACGUAGUGCGGUGGUCGCCUAACGGCCAGUUUUUGGCAUCAGGUGACGAUGAGUCCAUAAUAUUUAUUUGGAAAAAGACUGACAAAGAGCCUGCACCGGUAAUGGAACAGAGUGAAGAGCAGUAUAAAGAAUCCUGGGUUAUUCACAAGACCCUAAGAGGUCACAUGGAGGAUAUUUUAGAUAUUUCCUGGAGUGCCAACUCCCUUCACCUUGCCUCUGGCUCAGUGGACAACAAGCUCCUCAUAUGGGACCUGAACAAAGGGAAGUACAGCAGUAUAUUGACUGACCAUAAAGGAUUUGUACAAGGAGUCUCAUGGGACCCCAAGAACCAAAUGAUUGCUACUGCUAGUUCUGAUAGAGUAUUCCGCACAUUUGAUGUGUCUUCAAAGAAGGUGACAUCGCGCAGCAGUAAGGCAAUCUUACCCUUCCCUUCUGAACAUCCUCUACAUGAUGUUAAAGUCAGGCUUUAUCAUGAUGACACAUUGCAAACAUACUACAGGAGACUCCAAUUCAGUCCAGAUGGCCUACUGCUGGCAGUACCAUCAGGCCGCAUAGAGCCUGAGCAAGGCAAAGUGGACAUCAAACCUAUUAAUGCUGUCUACAUCUAUACAAGAUACUCUUUGAAAGUUCCAGCAUGUAUUCUGCCAUGCGGCGAGGCAGCACUGGUAACGCGCUGGUCUCCUCGCCUAUAUGGUCUUCGCGAGGGAGGCCCAGCCCCCGCCUUCCCCUCCCCACGCCGCAUGAUACUAGCAAUAGGUACUAAGCGAUCCGUACUGCUAUAUGACACACAGCAGAAAACUCCUAUUGCCCUCAUCAACAAUAUACAUUACACAAGGCUAACAGAUCUGACAUGGUCUCGGGAUGGGCGCACGCUGGUCGCUUCCAGUACUGACGGUUACUGCUCCGUCAUUACCUUUGCUGAGGGAGAGCUGGGAGAGGUACUGCCUGAAGAAGUAGCUCCCGAACCUACCAGUACUCCAGCACCAGAACCUAUGGAAACUGAAGAACAACAAGCGGAAACGCCAAAAGCUGAAGUAGAGAAACCGCAAAUCAAAGAAACAAAAGCAGCUGGCAAGAUAGACUCAUUCAUCAAGUUUAAGGCGCCAGAAAAAUCCCCAAAGAAACAGAAAACUGAACCACAACCAAAAACACCAGUCAAAAUCGAUGUGCUGGAAGAAGUGGCUAUGCCAUCAUGGUCAGAUAACAGUAACACUGAAAUUAUUAAACCUAAAGAACCAGAAGCAAUGAUUGUAGAUGAUAGUGAAGACAUCAAAUUAGUGUAUGAAGAAACUGAAGGGGCCAAAUCUACAUCAACAUCACCAGAUUCACCCAAAACCUCAGUGAAAACUGUUACUGAGAAAAGUCCCGAACAGAGCUCUCCGAAAUCGAAUAAGACUGAAGAAACUGCUAAAAUGUUACUUGGCACACCUACUAGUAGUAAUGCCAAAAGCACAAGUCAGCCAAGUACUCCUAAGAGUUCAGUAGAAAACUAUUUCUUGAAGCAAGCUAAAGUGACUGAUGUCAAAGACCAAGCUGUUAAGUCUGCUCCAAGCCCGAAAGCUCCACGGCGUGUUAGUUUCGUCACACUGUCAAGCCCUAAGAAUGCUAAAAAGAAAUAGAGUUGAAAAAUAUGUAAGGUUGUGAGUUCUCAAUCAUAUAGAAUGUUUUGACGAAACUGGUAAACAUAUUAUGAAGAAAAUGAAUUUGGUUGAAUUGAUGAAACAUUUUAACUUUGAAAGUAUUAGUAAAGUUUAUUUUAAUUAAUUGCACAUUUUUAAUUACAUUUAGAAUAGCCUUGCCCCUCGUUCUUACCGCAAUAGUGAACGUGCUUCGACAUCUUAUCCUAUCCUCAUGUUUCUUAUUCCCGACAUUGUUAUUUCUAUUUUAAUAAAUAAGGAUCAAAAUGUAUAAUGUAUGAUGAUAUUUUUUGUAAAUAAAAGACGUG